CUGAGGGAGAUGCUGAAGCAGCGCCAGCACAGCCCCGGCUCUCCAGAACCCUGGAAAGAUUCCCCCGCCCUGGCACCUCCGGAUCCGGCCGGGAUGGGGCUGGGGAGCUGAGCUCAGCCUCCUCCUCCUCCCCGAGCAGCGCUGCUGAUCGCGGGCAGCAGCGGCGGUGCCGGUGCCCGGCGGGCGCUCCGACCAUGUUCGGCGGGGAUGGCGGCUCCUCCUCCGCCAGGAACGUGGUGCGCAGCUCCAGCAUCAGCGGCGAGAUGUUCAGCCUGGAGAAGAGCGCCCGCGGCAGCGCCGACUCCGUCUCCAUCAGCGCCAGCAAGAAGCGGCGCUCCAGCCUCGGAGCGAAGAUGGUGGCGAUCGUGGGGCUGUCCCAGUGGAGCAAGAGCACCCUGCAGCUCAACCAGACCGAGGGAGGCCCCAAAAAGCUGCGCAGCACCAUCCGCAGGAGCACCGAGACCGGCAUCGCCGUGGAGAUGCGGACCCGGGUGACCCGGCAGGGCAGCCGCGAGUCCACGGACGGCAGCACCAACAGCAACAGCUCGGACGGCACGUUCAUCUUCCCCACCACGCGGCUGGGAGCAGAGAGCCAGUUCAGCGAUUUCCUGGACGGGCUGGGGCCGGGGCAGCUGGUGGGGCGGCAGACGCUGGCGACGCCCCCGAUGGGUGAUGUCCACGUGGGCGUGGCUGACCGCAGCGGGCAGCUGGAGGUGGACGUGAUCCAGGCCCGGGGACUCAUCCCGAAGAUGGGCUCCAAGUGCAUCCCUGCCACCUACGUGAAGGUUUACCUGCUGGAGAACGGCGUCUGCCUGGCCAAGAAGAAAACCAAGGUGGUGAAGAAAACCUGCGACCCCUCGUUCCAGCAGCCCCUGCUCUUCGAGGAGAGUCCCCAGGGCAAAGUCCUGCAGGUGAUCGUGUGGGGCGAUUACGGGCGCAUGGACCACAAGUGCUUCAUGGGGAUGGCGCAGAUCAUCCUGGAGGAGCUGGAUCUCUCCAGCCCCGUCUCGGGCUGGUACAAACUCUUCCCAACCUCGUCCCUGGCCGACUCCAGCAUCGGGCCCCUGACCCGCCGCCUCUCCCAGUCCUCCCUGGAGAGCUCCACCAGCCCCUCCUGCCCCUAGGAGAGCCCACGGAGAUCUUACAGAACUGGUCGUGGAGAGCUGUAAAUAUUUUUUUUUUUUCUUUUCUUUUUUUUUUUUGAAUUUUUCAAUCUCUUUCCCCCUCCAAAAAAAAAAAAAAUCAGCCCUGGAUGCUCUCCCCAGGAAGGGAGAGGGGGGAAGGAGAGCAAAAAAUUCCCUCUGAGGGCUGCCAAUGAUCCCAGACUGUCCCCAGAGCUCGUCCUGGAAGCUCCUCCUGAGGAUGAGGCUCCUUUUCCCCUUCCCUGCCUCCGAGGAAAACGGGGCAAACCCCUCUGAACUCAGAACAACUCCAGCUCGGCACUAAUUUUUGUUUUCCAAGGAAUGUAGCAUCUUCUCUUAUGUAGCUUUGCCACGUGCUGACAACACACUCACUGCAAUAUCCCAGAGAGCUCCGGGAACAUCUGCCAGUCUCAUCCCGUUUUUGCUUUUUGGUGGCCAUUUCCCUGCCUUUUUUUUUUGGUUGUUUCCCCCCCAAUUUUUAUAUUUUUUUUUCCUUUUUUUUCCCGGGAGCAUGUAGCCUGUGACCAUUGCCAAAGCAAGAAGGGGACAGGGAAUGGGGAGCUCGCUGGGCUUCUCCUCGUGUCUCACCCAAAACUCUGGGAAUGCCUCGUGGGAGGCAGGAAAAGGAGUGGGAAUGUUGGGAUCCUGCCUCCCAGCCCCAGCUGGAAGACUGGGAUGUUCUCCUGGAUCCUCGGAUCUCAGAUGUUCUCCUUGAGAAAUGGAACGUUCUCCUUGGAUCUCAGGUGUUCUCCUUGAGGUCUGGAACGUUCUCCUGGAGGUCUGGAACGUUCUCCUUGGAUCUCAGAUGUUCUCCUGGAGGUCUGGAACGUUCUCCUUGGAUCUCAGGUGUUCUCCUGGAGGUCUGGAACGUUCUCCUGGAGGUCUGGAAUGUUCCCCUGGAGGUCUGGAACGUUCUCCUUGGAUCUCAGGUGUUCCCCUGGAGGUCUGGAACGUUCUCCUUGAGGUCUGGAAUGUUCCCCUGGAGGUCUGGAACGUUCUCCUUGGAUCUCAGGUGUUCUCCUGGAGGUCUGGAACGUUCUCCUUGAGGUCUGGAACGUUCCCCUGGAGGUGUGGAACGUUCUCCUUGGAUCUCAGAUGUUCUCCUGGAGGUCUGGAACGUUCUCCUUGGAUCUCAGAUGUUCUCCUGGAGGUCUGGAACGUUCUCCUCGGAUCUCAGAUGUUCUCCUGGAGGUCUGGAACGUUCCCCUGGAGGUCUGGAACGUUCCCCUUGGAUCUCAGAUGUUCUCCUUGAGGUCUGGAACGUUCUCCUGGAGGUCUGGAACGUUCCCCUUGGAUCUCAGACGUUCCCCUGGAGGUCUGGAACGUUCUCCUUGGAUCUCAGAUGUUCUCCUGGAGGUCUGGAACAUUCUCCUUGGAUCUCAGAUGUUCCCCUGGAGGUCUGCCUGCCCCUCCUCGGGGUCUGGCAAGUCCUGCUCGGGGUUGGGAUGCUCUCCUUGGGGUCUGGGAUAUCCUCCCUGGAAUAGGAUGCUGUCCUUAAAGCUGGGAUUUCCUCUUCAAAGGUUGGGAUUCCCCCCUCAGGGGUUGGGAUUUCCCCCCCUGAGAACUGGGAUGACCUUCCCAAGAAUUUGGAUCCCCUCCUUGGAGCUGGGAUCUCCUCCUCCAGACUGGGCCAUCCUCCUCCAUGUGUGGGAUUCCCUCCUUGGGCUCUGGGAUUCCUUUUCUGGGUUCUGGGAUUCCCUUCCUGGGUUUUUGGAUUCCCUUCCUGAGCUCCAGAAUUUCCUCCCUGAGCUCUGGAAUUCCCUUCCUGAGCUCUGGAAUUCCCACCCCAGGCUCUGGAAUUCCCUCCUUGGGCUCUGGAAUUCCCUUCCCGAGCUCUGGAAUUCCCAAGAUCUGGGAUUCCCUCCCUGAGCUCUGGA
This is a messenger RNA of Oenanthe melanoleuca, 3019 nucleotides long. RefSeq names its product regulating synaptic membrane exocytosis 3 (gene RIMS3). The record is from RefSeq and is a predicted model, not a curated record. Gene Ontology annotation, cellular component: cytoskeleton of presynaptic active zone; presynaptic membrane. Gene Ontology annotation, molecular function: transmembrane transporter binding; small GTPase binding. Lineage: Eukaryota; Metazoa; Chordata; Aves; Passeriformes; Muscicapidae. Gene Ontology annotation, biological process: positive regulation of synaptic transmission; calcium ion-regulated exocytosis of neurotransmitter; regulation of membrane potential. Bases 195 to 1124 code for a protein of 309 amino acids. The transcript is spliced from 7 exons.